Messenger RNA from Ochlerotatus camptorhynchus, 721 nucleotides. Its product is annotated as protein lethal(2)essential for life-like. NCBI's taxonomy places the organism in Eukaryota, Metazoa, Arthropoda, Insecta, Diptera, Culicidae. The record is from RefSeq and is a predicted model, not a curated record. Gene Ontology annotation, biological process: response to heat; protein refolding. Bases 99 to 695 code for a protein of 198 amino acids. The transcript has a single exon. Gene Ontology annotation, cellular component: cytoplasm; nucleus.
GAUAAAGUGCUAGAAACACCUGAAAGUGAAAGUGAAAACCCAAUUCAAAACAGUGAAAAACCAGAACAAGUUAACCGGAAUAUCAGUGCUAAGUGAAAAUGUCUCUCAUUCCGAUUGUGUUCCGUGACUGGUGGGAUGACUGCUGGGACACCCCACUGCGUACAUCGCAACUUCUGGAUCAGCAUUUUGGAAGUGGAAUCAGCGCCGACGAUUUGCUGACGGCCCUAACCUCGGCUGCUGCUACACAGUCUGCUUUGCAGAACCAGAGAAGAUCCCGUUACAACAGACCGUGGCGCAAUUCAAAUCUUGCCUCCCUUCAGGACUCUGGAUCAACGGUUAAUGUUGACGACGAUAAAUUUCAAAUAAAUCUGGAUGUGCAGCAAUUCUCACCGGACGAGAUCUCAGUCAAGGCCACAGGCAACAGCGUCAUCGUUGAGGGAAAACACGAGGAAAAGCAGGACGAGCAUGGAUACAUCUCGAGACACUUUGUACGUCGUUACUUGCUCCCGGCAGGACACGAUGCCAAUAAAAUUGUUUCAUCACUAUCAUCGGAUGGCAUUUUGACAGUUCAGGCUCCAAAGAAGGCAUUACCGGAACCAGAAGGACCGAAAGCGAUUCCGAUUGUUCAGACCGGUCAACCCGCGAAGAAACUAGCGGAGGGUGCCGAAAAGAAAGCAGUUGAGGAUGCCAAGUAAACUGUUCAAACUAAUGCUGCUGCAAA